Molecule: messenger RNA, 351 nt
Organism: Danaus chrysippus (African queen)
Lineage: Eukaryota; Metazoa; Arthropoda; Insecta; Lepidoptera; Nymphalidae
Source: the annotation of a GenBank genome assembly
AUGAUAUCAAAGGAACGCGACGGUCAUAGUAAAUCACAGAACGUCCUCGAAUUAGUUACAGAAGAAGAAAAAAAUAGUGCAUCGCGUGCAUACGGCUGCAAGGCAGCGGGGAGGAAGGGGCUGCGGGGAGAGAGGACAGAGAGAGGGGAGAGGGGUGAGGAGAGGGGGAAGGGACCGUGGUGGGGCGUGGGGGUGUGUUUACAGCUAGGGGCGGCUGGACAGCGGCGCGCCACAGUCAGUGUUGUGGUAGGUCCCACAGAGGAAGCUCGCCUCGCACGCACUCGCUCUCGAGAUACCGCGGUAGAACAUGCUCAGCGCGAGUUCGAUACAGUUUUAGAUCUUACUAGUUAA